Messenger RNA from Brassica napus (rape), 630 nucleotides. RefSeq lists its product as uncharacterized. The record is from RefSeq and is a predicted model, not a curated record. The transcript has 2 exons. The coding region runs from base 1 to 630 and encodes 209 amino acids. NCBI's taxonomy places the organism in Eukaryota, Viridiplantae, Streptophyta, Magnoliopsida, Brassicales, Brassicaceae.
AUGGGGGUUAACAGGGGAGCAACUGUAGAGGAAGCUGUUCUGUAUAGCCGACGAAGGAGAAGGCAUCGUAUGGGAUUGUUAAAUGAUAUUGAAGCUGAGUUGAAUAUCAUUGCAGAGAAGUUGAGACCAGAAAAGAAAGACGUUAGUCUAUGGAGGGGAAGAUGCAGAAGUUCUCUACACUUGAGACAUGGUGGAUGCUGUGUAAUGCCAAAAGUUCCUGCAGUUGGGCCAGAGAGGAUUGAUACUACUUGUGCCCUAUGUAAGAGUGCUCCAGAGACAAGAAACCAUUUGUUCUUUAUGUGCGCUUACUCCUCUCAGAUUUGGGAACAUAUCGCUAGGGGCAUUCUCUGCGGUUCUUACACCAAUGUAUGGUCUGAGAUAGUAAGCAUUAUUGGAGAUGAGACCAUGGAAAGGAAGCGGCUGUUCUGUGUGAGAUAUGCUUUUCAAGCGGUCUUAUAUGCGGUUUGGAGGGAACGCAAUAAGAUCAUUCAUGGAGAUAAGUUGUUGCCUCUGACUACAUUGAAGAGAAUGAUUGAUAAAGGGAUUCGUAACAAGAUUACUUUGAUGAGAAAUCAUGGUGUGAAAGGAAUGGGGGAACUUAUGCAAUUCUGGUUCCUUACUAGAGUGUGA